Halichondria panicea is the source of this 2297-nucleotide messenger RNA. Its product is annotated as protein O-mannosyl-transferase TMTC3-like. Lineage: Eukaryota; Metazoa; Porifera; Demospongiae; Suberitida; Halichondriidae. The transcript has 12 exons. The coding region runs from base 47 to 2194 and encodes 715 amino acids. The record is from RefSeq and is a predicted model, not a curated record. Gene Ontology annotation, molecular function: protein binding.
UCAGGCAGCUCCACCCCCCAAAAUAGACACAAACCUGUGCAAGACAAUGAGCUGGGCCCCGGCGAGUUUAGUGUUCUCUGUUGCUUUCCUCUGCUACCUGAGCUCACUGGACUGUGGAUUUGUGUUUGAUGACCAUCGUGGAAUACUCAAAAAUGAUGAUUUGGCCUCAGAAAAGACAUCACUCUUUGAGGUUUUCCAACAUGAUUUUUGGGGUGGACCCAUGUCAAGAAAAGAGAGUCACAAAUCAUACCGUCCUCUCACUGUACUGUCCUAUAGAUAUUUGAACUAUUAUUUCUACCAGCUGGAGCCCUACAGCUAUCACCUAGUGAAUGUUGUACUGCACUGCACUGCUUCUGUACUGUUUCUCAUAGUCUGUCAAAACUUUCUCACUGAUCAUACGACAAAACAACAGAAGUCGAUUUUUGAAUCAUUCAAGGCAAACAUGUGGCCUACAAUAGCUGCAUUACUAUUUGCUGUACAUAGCGUUCACACUGAAGCAGUAGCCAGUAUUGUUGGUCGAGCAGAAGUUCUCUCUUGUAUAUUCUUUCUCCUAUCACUACUAUCCUAUUUGAAAGCUAUAACAAACAUUAAGUAUAGCUCACACUCACCUUUGCAGCAGACAAGAUGGAUAUGGGUGGUGGUAUGUGUCUUCUUUGGUGCUUGCUCUUUGCUAAGCAAGGAGCAGGGUGUAAUUGUACUAGGAGUGUGUGCAGGCUAUGACGUCUUCCUAAACUGGGAGGUACUUUUGAGAGUGCUAACUGAAUUUUGUAGGAGUAAACGAAAGAGGAAGAUCAGUGGAGAGCAAGUGGUUGUGAAUGAGAUGAUACUGCUGACAGAAAGUGCGGAGAAUAAAGAGGUUGCUUCUAAUACUAACAUUUUGAACGGAGAAUCUACUCCAAAGAUAGUAAAAUUUAACUCUAGCAGUAAUGGAAAACACAAGAGAGCCAGUACUAAUGAAUCAAGUGACUCUCCUCCGAUAGGAACUAUUGUAGGAAGAAUUGGUACCCUAGUGACAGCUGGUCUUCUGCUCUUAUGGUUUAGACUCGCCAUGAACUAUGACUCAGAGCCAAUCUUUAAACCCAAUGAACUCAGAGCUGCUUAUCAUGACAACAGAUCAGUGAGGGCACUCAGUUUGAGUAACAUAUACGCCAUCAAUGCAUGGCUUCUCCUCUCUCCCUCUUCUCUGUGCUGUGAUUGGUCGUUGGGCUCUGUUCCCUUGGUAACAAGUGUUACCGAUACCAGUAACAUCUGGUCUCUUCUCCUCUACACCAGUUUACUAGCGCUGAUCAUUCAUACAUUGAGAUCAAAAAGAGACAGAAUACUUGUUGGUAUGGGACUUAUGCUCUUGUUGCUACCGUUUCUUCCAGCAACUGGCCUCGUAUUCAGAGUGGGGUUUGUAGUGGCAGAGAGAGUACUGUACAUGCCUAGUCUUGGGUCAUGUUUCCUGGUCACAGUUGGAGCAAAAAAACUAUCAAACAAAGCUCACAAGAUGCAACAAUAUCUGGUGUACUUUUCUCUAAUUGGUCUACUAGUGGCAACAGGAGUGAAGACAUAUGAGAGAAAUAAGGAUUGGGAGACUGAUUUCAAGUUGUUUGAGUCUGGAGUGAGAAUCAUCCCCUCUAAUGUGAAGCUGAGGAGCAACUAUGGGCUUGAGUUGAAAGAGAGGGGCAGAGUAGAGGAAGCGAGAAGACAAUAUGAGGCUGCCAUGGCGUUUGAUCCUGAUUAUGGGGAAGUGUACUUUAACUAUGGUAACUUGCUCUCUGACGAAAGGAAGUUUGGGGAAGCUGCAAAAAGUUAUGAAAAAGCGAUUAUGUACCCUCAAAUGUAUGCCAAGACCCUGAACAAUUUAGCCACCAUGUACUUCAGGCUAGGGAGACAUAAAGAGGCAGAGGACAAGUACUUGGAAUCCGUGCAAGUGACACCUGAUCAAGCAUCCACUUACAACAAUCUAGCUAGUCUUUAUGGAGAAUUAAAGCGGUACAAGGAAUCUGAGAAGAUGUUUCAGAAAGCUCUGAAACUCAGUCCCAAUUACGUUGAGGCAAUUUUCAAUUUAGGCACCCUGUAUGUCCAGAUGGGUCGGUGGGACGAUGGCGAGAAGGAACUAAGACGUGCCUUGGAGCUGAACCCCCAUCACCAUGGAGCUAUGAACAAUCUCAAAGUGGCACAGCACUAUAAAAUGAAACAGAACAGAUAAAAUUUGCCAGCAAAAGCUGUUUUUUUCAUGACCCAAUGAAAUUCUAACCUGUAAAUAAUAUACAAUCUGUGUUAAUAUUCAUAAUUAUAUAUAUAGUCACCUA